AUGGAUAAUAUCAGAGCAUAUGGUGCCGGUAUGGCUGGUGGGGGCUUCGAUCGACAAGCGUUCAUUCGAAAACCAACAGUUAUUUUUCGAUUUGUAGCUUUGAUAGCUGGAUUGAUUGUUUGGCUGUCGAUUUCAAACGGUGCUUGGCAUGAUUCGGAAGCAGCAACUAGUGGACAAACAAUUUGCUUGUAUGGUCAGAGUGCAUCGACUUGCUCGUUUGGUUCAGCAAUGGGCUUUUUUGCGGUGGCGGUUGCGAUAACGAUGUCUGUGGUGGAUGCUAGAUUCGAGAAGAUUAGUGCUAUUCAAACACGUAAGCGGGUUGUAAUCAUGGAUUUGGCCAUCUCUUUGAUAUUUGUUGGCAUAUUCGUAAUCACAUUCUUUAUGCUUUUGAGCAAGUACAGUUCACUGCAGCUGGAUGAGCCAUACAGUGGAAAGUAUGCGAAAAUUGGUAUCUUCUUUGCGUUCAUCUCUCUAGUUGCUUGGGGUGGUGUUGCAUUUUUCGCAUGGCGACGUUAUGAAGAAGGCGCGCUGACGGCAUUCGCUCCGUCUUAUGAACAAGACUUUGCGAGAGAGAUCGCAGGUGCAGACUAUGGUUACGAUAAUAACGCAGGAACACGAGCAGUCACAGGCACAGGUGUUGUUGUUGAUUCUUAUCAAAAUGCGCCCUUCACCGCCAUCAAUACACAAGAUUCACCUGUUGAUAUGAAACAGUUUCAUCAGGGAUAUUAA
This is a messenger RNA of Anisakis simplex (herring worm), 729 nucleotides long. Lineage: Eukaryota; Metazoa; Nematoda; Chromadorea; Rhabditida; Anisakidae. The record is from the annotation of a GenBank genome assembly.